AUGCACUCGAUAUUUAAGCUCGUUCUCAUCUUAUUCGCCGUUUCCCCGGCUCUGUCUUUCGCUCUCCAUCACUCCGAUGAGGUUGCGAAUCCGGCUCGACGAUCCACGGAUCAUUCACGCCAUACAUUGCGCGGGCGCGGCCACAAAAGAGGGUUUAUAGACAAUAAGCGCAAAAUCGACGAGGUUGUCGUAAAUGACUUGGAGUACAUUGAAAAGGGGGAGUAUGCCGAAGUCUACGGUGGAGAGGUUCAGCCGGGAACAACCGGUGGCAAGAACAUCCCAUCGCAGGUCGCAGUAAAGGAAUUCAAGGGCAAAAAGAAUAUCGAGCACGGCGACACUGAAAUGGCAGCCAUUGAAGAUCUGCAGAAGAAAGUCGCCAACAUCAAUAUCCCCGAGAUCUACGCCUCUGAGAAAACGGAAGAAUCAGGGCCCGUGUUACGCUACAUCAUGACGCGAGCAAGAGGCGGAUCUCUUGCAGACUGUUAUAAACAGUACGCACAGAUCGAGACGAACGAAAACAGGCUGCGGGCCGUCGUGGAACUGUGGAAAACACUGGGACAGAUCCACGACGCCGGGUGGGCUCACAGGGAUAUCAGAGCAGAGAACGUGCUCCUCGAGAACGAAUGGGUACACCGGGCAAAAAAAGGCCCGUCGGGACGGAUGUUGACCACAGGUUUCGUUUGGGCUGCCAAGGACGACGGGUUCUACAAAGACAUGGACAUUCCGGAGAUGGCAGAGGUCUCCUACCAGAUGCUCUAUGGCAUACCAUUCCCGGAGCUGCCUGAGGAAGAAUCGGAUAACGACGACAACUUCAAUCAGCUUAACGAAGACAAGCAAAUCGAGACAGUGCAACAGUUGUAUAGCGGCAAUGCGGGGGGAAAGAAAAUGGGCGAGAAGCCUGCAAAGUUCUUUGCUUGGACCCACGAGGGUAUAGUAAACGACGUAAAGAAAGCAUUGAAGAUGCUAGACGAUAUCAAAGGCGAUGACCUCCUUGCAUAA
Molecule: messenger RNA, 999 nt
Organism: Anthostomella pinea
Lineage: Eukaryota; Fungi; Ascomycota; Sordariomycetes; Xylariales; Xylariaceae
Source: the annotation of a GenBank genome assembly